CCCGGAGGCGCCUACGCCCGCGUCGCAGCGCAGCCCGCGGCCCAGCGGCCGCCCCACGUCGACAGCGUAGGCCCCGGCGCCCGGGUUUACGCCAGCGCCGCUGACGUGACGCUCUUGGGGUCCUGCAUUGGCGGCCACAUCUCACGAUGCUGAGUCACGCUUACCGCUCUGGGUUCCAGCCCCUCAACCAGCGUCUUCUGCCUUGGGUCCAGUCUGCAGCUGCAUCCGGAGCUUCUAUAGGUCGUGGCCAGCAUCCAGCCAUCAGACAUGCUCGUUCUUGGAGCAACAUCCCCUUUAUCACGGUACCCCUCAGUCGUACCCAUGGCAAGUCCUUUGCCCACCGCAGUGAGCUGAAGCACGCCAAGAGAAUCGUGGUGAAACUUGGCAGUGCCGUGGUGACCCGAGGGGAUGAGUGCGGCCUCGCCCUGGGGCGCCUGGCGUCCAUUGUGGAGCAGGUAUCAGUGCUACAGAAUCAGGGCCGAGAGAUGAUGUUGGUGACCAGUGGAGCUGUAGCCUUUGGCAAGCAACGAUUGCGCCACGAGAUCCUUCUGUCUCAAAGCGUGCGGCAGGCCCUGCACUCAGGGCAGAACCAGCUGAAAGAGAUGGCAAUUCCAGUCCUCGAGGCGCGAGCCUGUGCAGCUGCCGGACAGAGUGGGCUGAUGGCCUUGUACGAGGCCAUGUUUACCCAGUACAGCAUCUGUGCUGCCCAGAUUUUGGUGACCAACCUGGAUUUCCAUGAUGAGCAGAAGCGCCGGAAUCUCAAUGGGACACUUCAUGAACUCCUUCGAAUGAACAUCGUCCCCAUUAUCAACACAAAUGAUGCUGUUGUCCCCCCAGCUGAGCCCAACAGUGAUCUCCAGGGGGUAAACGUUAUUAGUGUUAAAGAUAACGAUAGUCUGGCUGCCCGCCUGGCUGUGGAAAUGAAAACGGACCUCCUGAUUGUUCUUUCAGAUGUAGAAGGACUCUUUGACAGCCCCCCAGGGUCUGAUGAUGCAAAGCUCAUUGAUAUAUUUUAUCCUGGAGAUCAGCAGUCUGUGACGUUUGGAACCAAGUCUAGAGUGGGAAUGGGUGGCAUGGAAGCCAAGGUGAAAGCAGCCCUCUGGGCUCUACAAGGUGGCACUUCUGUUGUUAUUGCCAACGGAACCCACCCCAAGGUGUCUGGGCAUGUCAUCACAGACAUUGUGGAGGGGAAGAAAGUCGGCACUUUCUUUUCAGAAGUAAAGCCUGCAGGCCCGACUGUUGAGCAACAGGGAGAAAUGGUUCGAUCUGGGGGCAGGACGCUGGCCACCCUGGCGCCUGAGCAGAGAGCUGAAAUCAUCUAUCACCUGGCUGACCUGCUGACGGACCAGCAGGAAGAGAUCCUGUUAGCCAACAAAAAAGACUUGGAAGAAGCAGAAGGGAGACUCGCUGGCCCUCUGCUGAAGCGCCUGAGCCUCUCCACAUCUAAGCUGAACAGCCUGGCCAUCGGGCUGCGGCAGAUCGCAGCCUCCUCGCAGGACAGUGUGGGGCGUGUUGUGCGCAGGACCCGAAUUGCUAAAAGCCUGGAGCUUGAGCAAGUGACUGUUCCGAUUGGCGUUCUCCUGGUGAUCUUCGAGUCUCGCCCUGACUGUUUGCCCCAGGUGGCAGCCUUGGCCAUUGCAACUGGGAAUGGCUUGUUACUCAAAGGUGGGAAGGAGGCUGCACACAGCAACCGGAUUCUUCAUCUGCUAACCCAGGAGGCCCUUUCGAUCCAUGGAGUGAAGGAGGCCAUUCAGCUGGUGAAUACCAGAGAAGAAGUUGAAGAUCUUUGCCGCCUGGACAAAAUGAUAGACCUGAUCAUCCCACGUGGCUCUUCCCAGCUGGUCAGAGACAUCCAGAGAGCAGCCAAGGGAAUCCCAGUGAUGGGGCACAGCGAGGGGAUCUGCCACAUGUACGUGGACUCGGAGGCCAGCGUUGAUAAGGCCACCCGCCUUGUCAGAGACUCUAAGUGUGAAUACCCGGCUGCCUGCAAUGCUUUGGAGACGUUAUUAAUCCACCGGGAUCUGCUGAGAACACCAUUAUUUGACCAGAUCAUUGACAUGCUGAGAGUGGAGCAGGUGAAAAUCCAUGCCGGCCCCAAAUUUGCCUCCUAUCUGACCUUCAGUCCCUCAGAAGUGAAGUCGCUCCGAACAGAGUAUGGGGACUUGGAAUUGUGCAUUGAAGUGGUAGACAGUGUCCAGGAAGCCAUUGAGCACAUCCACAAGUACGGCAGCUCACACACGGAUGUCAUCGUCACAGAGAAUGAGAAAACAGCAGAGUUCUUCCUCCAGCAUGUUGACAGUGCCUGUGUGUUCUGGAAUGCCAGCACGCGUUUCUCGGAUGGCUACCGAUUUGGACUUGGAGCUGAAGUGGGAAUCAGCACAUCCCGAAUCCAUGCCCGGGGACCAGUAGGACUUGAAGGGCUCCUCACUACUAAGUGGCUGCUUCGAGGACAGGACCAUGUGGUCUCGGACUUCUCAGAACAUGGCAGUUUAAAAUAUCUUCAUGAGACCCUCCCUGUUCCCCAGAGAAACACCAACUGAGAAGUGCCAGGAAACCCAGGAAUGUCACAAGAGUCUUCCCAGUUAUACUAGUCCCAAGAAUCUCUGGGGCAAAGCCCCAUCUCCUCUUCCCACUUCCUGGAAGGGUCUGCCUGUUGGAAAGUACACCAGUGCUUGGGGGAGUAGAACUCGCCUCUGCAGACCUGGAGUGCUUGAUUGGGUACUGUCAGACUCGGCUAGCAUUCAUACUCCAUUCCACUUUUUCAUUAAGCAAAUUACUUCUGCAGACAGGGACUUCGCUUUGCUCAGUCCAGCUGCCUUCAGUGAAAGAAACAAAGCUGCAGUUUUCCCUCAUAAAAGGCAAAAAAUCCUGGCUGCUUUUUGUGAGGUAAAGUGCCCGUUGGCAUGUGGUUGAUACCAGCACCAUUGUCCCUAGUCUCUCAGUGUUUCAUUUCUUCCAUACAAGUUCUCAUCAGACAAGAGGAUUUGGGAUUUAAAACAAGGAGCA
This is a messenger RNA of Octodon degus (degu), 3006 nucleotides long. RefSeq names its product aldehyde dehydrogenase 18 family member A1 (gene Aldh18a1). Gene Ontology annotation, molecular function: glutamate-5-semialdehyde dehydrogenase (NADP+) activity; ATP binding; glutamate 5-kinase activity. Bases 147 to 2540 code for a protein of 797 amino acids. Lineage: Eukaryota; Metazoa; Chordata; Mammalia; Rodentia; Octodontidae. Gene Ontology annotation, cellular component: cytoplasm; mitochondrion. The record is from RefSeq and is a predicted model, not a curated record. The transcript is spliced from 18 exons.